AGGCUGUCUCUUUCACCAGACCCUGCGGCGGUGCAAUCAACCCCCGUUUACUCAGAUCUCGAAAUCUCAUCAGAGUUUUUCAGCCAUGGACACUGCUGCGGCGCAAUCAAUUCUGGUGCCGAAAUCAACCAAAGUCUACAUCGUUUGCUCUUACUCACAUGAAGCGGCGAUGUCGUACGCCGUAAUAAUCGCCGAUCUGCAACCGGAAGCCGGCGGCGAUGUUAGUGAUGAGUCAGUCAUCUCCAUUCGCCCCACGUUUCUCAUUGAUACAGACUCUUUCGACGACGGCAUCCACACUUUCUGCGUUCUCAAUACGACUCUGUACAUGAUCGAGCUGGGCCUCCGUAGAGACGGCGGCCCCCGGCGAGGAAAAUCGGUAUAUACCUGGGAUCUGUCACCGUACCUGAAAGACGACAACAGCGGCGGUGGAGACUACGUCCCGAUUUUUGACAAAGACGAGCUGCUGGCCGCGCCGGAAAUGCUGCACCCCAUAUUCUUUCCUUUCGCGACCCCCACGCCGGACGGCAAGAGGAUUGUGGUAUUUUCAUCUAGGAUGCCCUUUUUCACUGAGUAUCCUAAUGAACAAAUCGACUUCGAGGUGUACGAUCCCAAAAAAGGAUGGCAAAAGCUACCUCGUUACGGGAUAGCCUGCUUGGGACUCGGCGUGACAUUGAAAUAC
This is a messenger RNA of Striga asiatica, 679 nucleotides long. The record is from the annotation of a GenBank genome assembly. Lineage: Eukaryota; Viridiplantae; Streptophyta; Magnoliopsida; Lamiales; Orobanchaceae.